This is a messenger RNA of Letharia columbiana, 723 nucleotides long. RefSeq lists its product as uncharacterized. Lineage: Eukaryota; Fungi; Ascomycota; Lecanoromycetes; Lecanorales; Parmeliaceae. Gene Ontology annotation, cellular component: nucleus. Gene Ontology annotation, biological process: transcription by RNA polymerase II. The coding region runs from base 1 to 723 and encodes 240 amino acids. The record is from RefSeq and is a predicted model, not a curated record. The transcript has 2 exons. Gene Ontology annotation, molecular function: transcription coactivator activity.
AUGCCCAAGAAGCAGGCGGGAGAGAAUAGCAAAAAGGCUGCCGGCAAUGCAAAGAAAGCCGAAGUAACAAACCAAAAAGCCACAGCUGAGGGUGCGAAGAAAGCAGCCUCUGAAGAUCAGGAAUGGGGCAAAGGCGCAAAAUCCAACGCUAAGAAGUACACACCUCUCCCUCCGCCCUCGAUUCAAUCUAACCAUACUUACAGAGAGGAAGCCGAAGCAAAGAAGCAAGAGGCAGCGCGUAAAAAAGCGGAGAAAGAUGCCCUCCUCGCCGCUGAAGAGAAAGACGCCCGCCCCACACCCAAAAACACCAAAACCGCAGUCAAAAAGACUAAAGGCCUCGACCUCUCCUCACUCGACGACGACGAACCCUCAUCCUCUAUCUCAAAAGGCAACCCGGCCCUCAACGCCACCGGUAUCGACAACGCCCUCGACGCCCUCUCCCUCGCCUCCGCCAACCCUUCGGAAAAGAUCGACAGACAUCCGGAGAGAAGAUUCAAGGCUGCGUAUGCGGCGUACGAGGCCCGACGCAUGCCCGAGUUGGAGGAAGAGCAUAAGGGGCUAAGGAAGAAGCAGAGGGAGGAUAUGAUUCGAAAGGAGUUUGAGCGGAGUCCGGAGAAUCCGUUCAACCAGGCGAACGCGAGGUUUGACACUACGAAGGAGGAGCUGAGGGAGAUGAAAGACCAGGAGAGGGAUAAGGUAGAGGCGAGGUUGGCGGCACGGUGA